Molecule: messenger RNA, 1443 nt
Organism: Daldinia caldariorum
Lineage: Eukaryota; Fungi; Ascomycota; Sordariomycetes; Xylariales; Hypoxylaceae
Product: alpha-ketoacid dehydrogenase kinase
Exons: 2
Coding region: 1-1443 (480 amino acids)
Biological process (GO): regulation of glucose metabolic process; protein phosphorylation
Cellular component (GO): mitochondrion
Molecular function (GO): pyruvate dehydrogenase (acetyl-transferring) kinase activity
Source: RefSeq, a predicted model, not a curated record
AUGAGCAGCAUAUAUAGGCCUUUGCGGUGUUUUUACCCACACAAGGCCUUCUUGAUUGCGACUCGCAGACGAAACGUCCUUGGAUCGUGCUUUUAUUCGUCACAUCCUACUGGUACCUCGUCGUCCUCACCCUCGCCGUCGCCGUCGCCAUCGAACGAUGAGAAGUGGUCCCACCCCCCAAGCACAGCGACUGUGACAGACGAUGAAAUUGCAGACCUCACCAACAAGAAACAACACCCGUUGAGUCUUGCUGAUUUGGUCAAACAUGGCUGGCCACCUCUUUCGGCAGAAGCUCUUUUCUCGUCAGCUAAUUUCACCCUCUCCCUGCUGCCUAUACGGCUGGCCCAUCGCAUCCAGGCACUGCGAAAUCUACCAUUUAUCGUAGUCUCGAACCCCAACAUUAGCAAGAUCUACAAUAACUACUUGCACUCAUUAUCGACUCUACUACCUUGGAAGCACCGCACCAUCAACAACCUAGAUGGCGAGAUCCUCUUCACUUCGGUUCUAGCUGAGCUAGUCCACACGCACCAAGAUACCAUCCCUAUCCUAGCCAAGGGAUUUCUCGAGUGUCGGCAGUGUAUCUCUUCCCAGGAAGUCACCCGUUUUCUGGAUACUCACCUGCGCACCCGUAUCGGCACCCGCCUCAUCGCCGAGCAGCACAUCGCCUUGCACUACAGCAGUCUCCCGCACUUCGACCCUUCCGCUUCGCCGACCCCCUGCCCGGAGCACCCCUCGUACAUCGGUGUUAUCGACACCGCGCUCUCGCCCUCCGCAGUCGUGGACUCGUGCGCCGGCUUCGUAGCCGACAUCUGCGAGCUGAAGUACGGCGUGCGGCCGCACUGGGUCAUCGACGGCGAGCCCUCGACCAGGUUCGCCUUCGUGCCCAUGCACCUCGAGUACAUCGUGACGGAGCUGCUCAAGAACGCGUUCCGCGCUACCGUCGAGAGCGGCCGCAACCGCGAGCCCGUCGUCAUCACCAUCGCCCCCGAACCCCCCGACGCCGGCCCGCCCCGCGUCACCCUCGACCCACCCGCCGGCGACAAGGGCGCCUUCAAGAGCGACGCCAUCAAGCCCCUCGACGGCAACGCCCCGGGCGUUACCAUCCGCAUCCGCGACCGCGGCGGCGGUAUCGCCCCCGACAUCUUGCCGAAUAUUUGGAGUUAUAGCUUCACUACCUUUAUGGAGGAAGACGAGAUCCCAGGCAGUAGUGGCAGCAGCAGCAGCGGGAACGGCUGUGGUGCUAGCAACGACGCGUUGAGCGUGAUUUCCGCGUCUGGGGGCAGCGGGAGCUCUAUUGCCGGCUUGGGCUACGGAUUACCGCUUAGCCGCGCGUACGCGGAGUACUUCGGCGGCGGGAUAGCCGUGCAGAGCUUGUACGGCUGGGGCACCGACGUUUACUUGCGGCUGAAAGGCGUCGGCAAGAUUGAUCAUAUAAGUCCGUGA